UUUCUCCCCUGUUCGCGCCCUUCUCCCCCUUCCCUCGCCUGUUUCUGCCGCCUCAAACCACCAUCACCGUCGCCUCUCGGCGCGGUUUCACCGCCCAGGCUGAGCCCCAGCCUCCCUCCUCUCUUCCUCCUCCUCGUGUUCCUCCUGUUCGUGUUCCCCUGCUGCUCGUGCCCUUCAAUUUCAGAAACAAAGUUUCUGAAAUUGAAACUUUGUUUUAUUCCCCCUUAUUCAAGUUGGGCCAAAUCAAUUGGGCUUUGGAAAUUGGACUCGGAGUUCAGGAAGAACGAUCCAUCGAACAGGAAGUAUAAACUACGGUUGAGAUCGGCGAUGACUUCAAGCGGAAAUAUUCCUAUUGACGGCACUAGAAACGACAACGAUGUUAACGAUGGCAAUGGUAAUCACAAACCUGCAUUAACGCUGGAAGGAAUGCAAGAAAGAAUUGAAGAAUUGCGCAAGGAUCCCAUUUUCGGUGACACCCCAGGAGAAACGAGUGAUAAUCGAAUGGACUUAAUGAGAUUGAUAAUGUCGGAACUUCUGCAAGGAAAUCGUCAAAAUCCAAGGUCAGAGCAAGAAGAAUGCUCCAACAUGUUCAAGAAGUUCGCUUCUCAUAAUCCCCCUACAUAUGAUGGCAAGCCAGACCCUACCGAAUUUGAAGAAUGGAUUAGCGAUAUGGAAAAGCUAUUUGAUGCUACGCAAUGCCCCGAGAAGUGGAAGGUCAACUAUGCCGUCUUUUACUUGAAAGGACAAGCCAACCUAUGGUGGAAAAAUGUUAGAGGAAUCCAAAAUGAGCCUGGUUUUGGUUGGGAAAAACUGACGGAACCUAUGCGGGAAUAA
Molecule: messenger RNA, 834 nt
Organism: Spinacia oleracea (spinach)
Lineage: Eukaryota; Viridiplantae; Streptophyta; Magnoliopsida; Caryophyllales; Amaranthaceae
Exons: 3
Coding region: 328-834 (168 amino acids)
Source: RefSeq, a predicted model, not a curated record